Alternaria hordeiaustralica is the source of this 3177-nucleotide messenger RNA. RefSeq lists its product as uncharacterized. Gene Ontology annotation, cellular component: nucleus. The record is from RefSeq and is a predicted model, not a curated record. The coding region runs from base 1 to 3177 and encodes 1058 amino acids. Gene Ontology annotation, molecular function: mRNA binding; protein binding. Gene Ontology annotation, biological process: mRNA 3'-end processing. Lineage: Eukaryota; Fungi; Ascomycota; Dothideomycetes; Pleosporales; Pleosporaceae. The transcript has 4 exons.
AUGGCGGACGACGCUGAGCUCGCCUUCCUCGAGGCGCAAAAGGACGAAUACGACCCUUCAGCCGGUUACACCAUGCCCGACGCUGCCGCUGGACAGGACGAGUACGACCCCGCCGCCACAUACUCGCCGCAGUCCUACCAGUCGGCAUCGAUGCAGCCAGAAUCUGGCGCAAACUCACCACCGGCCGCCGACGCCGAGGGCGAGAAUGGGGUGCAGCCUCAGCCUACUCAGACCUCCACAGAAGGCUCCGCAGCGCCGCCGUCGAAGCGACCGCGCACUGUGGGUGGUUUUGUCGACGAGAGUGAGGACGAGGAAGAGGAGCCCGCUGUGCAGCCGCAAGAGGCGAAUGCUACACUGAGUGCUACUGGAGCUUCAGAGACUCCCCAGCCAUCUUUUACAAACUCUCCAAACAAUACACUCCCAAACCCAGAUGUACAGUUACAUAGUGCACAAGAUCAGGCUCCCGCUUCCAUCUCUGCUUCUGUCGCUGUCAAUGAGCCUGCUCCCUCUGUUGCUUCUCUUCCUAACGGCAGUACGCCUGUUGCAGACGCUACUAAGCCAGGUGCUCCCGACGUCAUGACUGCUGCUUCGGCACGCCCGUCUGUAGCCCCAGCUACUCCAGCUCCUAUGUCUGCUUCUCUACCAAAGGCUCGUCUUCCUCAGGACCGAGUGGGUAUUCUCGAAGAUCGCAUUGCUGAAGAUCCGCGUGGUGACAUCGAAGCGUGGUUGAGUCUAAUUGAGGAGCACCGUAGGCGACACAAGCAUGACGACGCACGAGCUGUCUUUGAGCGCUUCUUCAAGAUCUUCCCUUCAUCAGGCGAGCAAUGGGUCGAGUACAUUGCCUUUGAGACGGAGCUUGACGAGCUGCCAAGAGUCGAACACCUCUUCGGUCGCUCUAUUCCUUCAGCCCAAUGGCUCGGCAUCUACUCUGCUUACAUCGACUUCAUCCGUCGCCGCUUCAACCUUACCACUGACCAAAAUGGACAGAACCGCCAGACCGUCACACAAGCUUACGAGUUCGUCCUUACUUCAGUCGGUCUGGAUGUUCAUGCCGGAAAGCUUUGGCUUGACUACAUCGAGAUGCUCAAAUCUGGGCCUGGUGUUCUCGGUGGCAGCAGCUGGCAGGACAUGCAGAAGAUGGAUACUCUGCGCAAGGUAUAUCAACGCGCUGUUUCAGUACCACACAACGCGACCCUAGAGAUCUGGAGAGACUACGACAGGUUCGAGACAAGUCUGAACAAGGUCACGGGCCGCAAGCAACUCCAAGAAACCUCGCCUGCCUACAUGACUGCACGCAGCGCCAUCAACGUCCUCGACAACAACAUCACAAGGGGCGUCAACCGAACCACACUACCCAAGCUGCCACCCGCCGCCGGCUUCGAUGGCUACGAGGAGUACAUGAACCAAGUGAAGCUAUGGAAGAACUGGAUUCAGUGGGAGAAGAGCGAUCCGCUUGAGUGCGCUACAGACAACCGGGAGUUGUACAACAAGCGUGUACUCCACCUGUACAAGAAUGCGCUCAUGGCCCUCCGCUUCUGGCCAGAACUGUGGUACGAAGCAGCUGAGUGGUGCUACGAGAACAACAUCCAGGCUGAGGGCGACAAAUUCCUCAACGACGGCAUCGAUGCGAACCCUGAGAGCUGUCUCCUCGCUUUUAAGAAGGCCAACCAGGUCGAGCAACGCACCGACUUCGAAGAUGGUCAAGCGGGUAUCGUUGCUAAGGGCAAGGCUGUACGAGAGCCAUACCAAAGGCUUCUCGAUACCAUCUACGAUCUCACAGCACAAGUCAAGAAGCGAGAGGAACACUCAAUUUCCCGUGCGAAAGAACAAUUCGAGGCACAGAAGGCUGCCGACGAAGCUGCCCGCGCAAUCGCACAACAGAACGAGGAUGCUGACGACGAGGACGAAGUUGUUGCUGCGCGUCGCUUGAAGGAGAAGGAGGACGCUUUCGCCCUUCAACUCCAGGCCAUGUCCGCCGGGUACAAUGCGCAAACACAGAACCUUAAGAAGACACUCACGUACACAUGGAUAGCUCUCAUGCGGGCUAUGCGCCGUGUUCAGGGCAAAGGAGAUCCCAGGGGCGAGAUUGGUGGCUUCCGUGGCAUCUUCACCGAGGCUCGCAAGAAGGGCAAGCUGCUGAGUGAAGCCUACGUCGCUAGUGCGCUCAUUGAGCAUCACUGCUACCAGGAACCAGCCGCACAGAAGAUUUUUGAGCGCGGUAUGAAGCUGUUCCCUGAGGAUGAGCAGUUUGCGUUGGAAUACAUUAAGCAUCUCAUCAAGCUCAAUGACUCUACCAAUGCUCGUGCCGUCUUCGAGACAGUCGUUGGCAAGCUCACGGCCAAGCCUGAGACUGUUCAUAGGGCUAAGUCGCUUUUUGCCUUCUUCCAUGAUUACGAAGCUCAGUUUGGCGAGCUGGCCCAGAUCACAAAGCUUGAGCAGCGCAUGGCAACUCUCUUCCCUGAAGAUCCUCAGCUGCACCGCUUCUCGCAGCGCUUCGCGACCCAGACCUUCGACCCGAUCUCCGUCCGUCACAUCAUCUCGCCUCGCACACAGAUGAAGCCCGUCAUGCCAGCGACCAUGCCAUCGGUUAUGCCCUCCAUCGAAGAGCAGCAGCAACAGCAGCAGCAGCAGCAACCGAUGCCUGCGCUACCACCCCAAAUCGUAGCCGAACAACAGCGCCUCGCGUCUCCCGGCAUUGCGAACUCCCCACACCUCGGAAACCUCAUGCCUGUCACGAACUCACCAAAGCGCCCUCUCGAUGACGCGGACGACGGUGGACAGCCUCGCAAGCUUGUUAGGGGCGAGUCACCGCUCAAGGGUGCGGCAGGUCGCCGUCUCGAUGCUGCACGCCGCAACCUAGCCACCACCGGUGCGACACCCGUUGGCCAGGCUCCCGGCCCGCCACCUCUGCCUCGUGGCGUUAACUUCCUCCUCGGCAUCAUUCCUCCUGCAAGCACAUACAAGGAGACGCGCUUCAAGGCUGAUGGGUUGGUGGCUCUGCUGCGAAGCGUUGAUGCCAUUCCAGUUCCACCGGGCCAGGGUCCUCCGCAGCCACAGCGCUGGGGCACCACCCCGACAACAGCACAGCAGCUGCAGAGCAUACAAGAGAAAUACGGCAAUGGUGGGCACAUGCCCAUGCACCCAGCUAUGGCGGGCGCAAACGCUUGGGGGCCUUAG